AAGGAGAGACUAAUGUUAAAUUUAGUGUUAAGUUUAGAGAAUCACGCCAGAAUUGGCACCAUUGAGAUGUUAAGUCAUUAGUAUAAUUUUCCUGUUGAGAUUUUUUCAUGUUCUGCUGAUUAUCCUGUUGGAAGUACUGCAUGUUCUACUGAUUAUGUGGCAGCUGCUCAGUUGGACGUUCAGAAUUUUGCUGUGGACACUAUUUUAUAAAAUAUCGAGGCGAUGGUGUACUGCUAUAACUAUUGUUGUUGUAAGUUGGAGUUGGCGUGGAUCUGGUAUAUAUCGGAGAUGGAGUUAUGUAACUGUUGGAGUAUUUAUUUUUAUAUUGCGAUGUAAAAGACCUAAUUGGCGUUCCAUGAUGAUGGCAGCAAUAGCACUUUUAGCAAAGAUAUGAGAUAAAUCUCCAUUACAAGACAAUGCCCAGUUUUCAUAUUCGACUGGUUUCUCUCUAAGACGGUUAGCUGCUGAUUGCGUACGGUCAUCUUCAUGUUUUCUCUUUAAUUUUUCAUCUUUUGUCUUCGGAACUGCAUAGGAUCAGGAGAUAACACUUGAUCCAAACCUGUAUCUCUAUUCGGGACGUAAGAACAGAGUACAUUCAACCGUCCGUGUGCGACAUCCGAUCGGAGAACAGAAUUGAAGAAUCGGAUCGAGAACCCGAUAUGUGCACCCAGCCUAACAUCCAUUAUAUCAGCUGAUAUCUCGUACGAGUCGUGCUCGGCUGUCUCGCGCGCCAGUCAUGACUCGGUAGUGCGCACACAUGGAUGUCGGCGUCGCUUACGGCUCGCCGUCGCUGCGAAUACGCAGCGGCGUGAAAAUCAACGGUGAAAACGUUAAACAUGACUUGAACCAGUGCACUAGUGUUAUGUCCGCGGAGACGCAGCGGCUGCUGCCGCCCACCACGGAGACCAUAAUGACCAAGCCGUUCCCCAUACGAGGUGAACGAGCAAACUACGUGAACAUCCCUCAUGUUAUUGCUAUGGUUGGUCUCCCUGCUCGGGGGAAGACCUACAUUUCGAAGAAACUUUCGCGAUAUCUAAAUUGGAUAGGAAUCAAUACUAGGGUAUUUAACCUGGGCGAAUACAGGCGGCACGCCACGACUGCUUACACCAGCCAUGAGUUCUUCCGCGCGGACAACAAGGAAGCCAUGGCCAUCCGGCAGCAGUGCGCUCUCGACGCGUUGCACGACGUCUGCGAGUGGCUCGUCAAAGGAGGAGAAGUCGCUGUGUUCGACGCGACCAAUUCCACGUUAGAUAGGCGGCGGAUGAUCCGCGACAUCGUUGUACAUAAAAUGGGCUUUAAGUUAUUCUUCGUAGAGUCCAUUUGCGACGAUCCCAGUAUCAUAGAGCAGAAUAUUAUGGAAGUAAAAGUGAGCAGUCCUGACUACACGAACAUCCAAAACAUGGACAAUGUCCUGAACGACUUCCUUCUCCGGAUAGAGCAUUACAAAGAGAGAUACGAUCCAUUGGACGAGCGACUCGAGUCGGAGUACAGCUUCAUGAAGAUCUAUGACACCGGGGAGAAGGUGGUGGUGCAUAAACACGAAGGCCACAUACAGUCCAGGAUUGUUUACUACCUGAUGAACAUACAUAUAGUGCCCAGGACGAUAUACCUGACAAGACACGGGGAGAGCGUGCACAACACAAUGGGUCGCAUCGGAGGCGACAGCGGCCUGUCCCCGCGCGGACAGCAGUACGCGGCCGCACUAGCGGACUACAUUGAAACGCAGCAGAUACCCGGCCUGCGCGUCUGGAGCUCCUGGAUGCGCCGCGCCAUACAAACCGUGCAUGAUGUGAAGGCCCCGCAGGAGCGCUGGAAGGCCCUCAACGAGAUCGACGCGGGCAUCUGCGAAGAGAUGACAUACGCGGAGAUCCAAGAAAAGUACCCCUCAGACUUCAACGCGCGCGACGCCAACAAAUUCGCCUACCGCUAUCCUCGCGGGGAGAGCUACGAGGAUCUGGUGGCGCGGCUGGAGCCCGUCAUCAUGGAGCUGGAGCGGCAGGGGAAUGUGCUGGUGGUCUCCCACCAGGCCGUCAUGAGGUGCCUGCUGGCAUACUUCCUGGAUAAGUCUGCAGAGGAACUGCCGUACCUCCACGUGCCGCUCCAUACAGUGAUCAAACUGACGCCCGUCGCAUACGGGUGCCGCGAGGAACACAUCAAGCUGUCCGUCGGCGCCGUCGAUACGCACCGCUCCAAACCAGCUGAGGGCGAGGAUGACGACACCGCGGAUGUGACGUACGCAAAGAGUGAAGUGACACCGGCAUGAACAAUAGACAAAGUAGAGUAGCUUACGAUGCGUUUGCAAAACAGUUUUUUACGCAACUAUUUCCCUUUAUUCUAAAAAUGUAACCCACAUUUCCCAAGAUGUUUAUAAAACAUCUUUCAUCUAAAAACAGAUUCUUAUGUAUUCGAUUAGAAAAGCAUGCACAAUACGUCAUUAAAGUCCCUAUCAGGGUUGGCUAGAAUUAAAUGAUGUAUUGCCAUAACUUAAAAUAACUCUUAAAUAAAAAAAAUGCGAUAAUAGUACAUUACGAAAAAAACUGUAAGAUAUACAGGCUGUUACAAAAAUACAAAUAAAUGUUUA
Chilo suppressalis (striped riceborer) is the source of this 2581-nucleotide messenger RNA. The record is from the annotation of a GenBank genome assembly. NCBI's taxonomy places the organism in Eukaryota, Metazoa, Arthropoda, Insecta, Lepidoptera, Crambidae.